UCAGGUCAGCUGAUCAGCAUAGAUCAAUUAAAUUCAUAGGAGAAGUAACGUGGACAAAUAGAACUUCAUUUAUGUGAUCUUUUUAUUUGGGAUUAUGCAACAUUAUAUCAGUUAUUUAACUUUUCUUUAAUCGCGAACAUCGAUUGGCUACGAGUCUUUCAGAUUCGCUUCCUUCUCACUCUAUUGAUCGCGCUUCUAAUCGUCUGAUUUCUAAUCAUUGAAUUUUAUUUCGUCAAAUAGUAGUCUUCUUUUCUCUUCGAGGUACGAGGAAUAUAACAUCCGAAAAUGAAUCGUGUCACAAAGAUCCUUAAGAGUAAGGAAACUCGUGACUAUUUUAUGAGCACGCAUUUUUGGGGUCCAAUCGCUAAUUGGGCUAUACCGAUUGCUGCCCUUGCCGAUAUUCGAAGAGAUCCUAAAUACAUAAGUGGAAAAAUGACUUUUGCUUUAUGUUUAUAUUCAGUAAUGUUUAUGAGAUUUGCAAUCAGAGUGGAACCACGCAAUAUGCUUCUAUUUGCCUGCCAUUUUGUUAAUGAAGGUGCACAAAUUACACAAGGUUGUAGAUUUAUAAAACAUCAUUAUCUCAAUAAAAAAGAAUAAAUUAAGAAAUAGAUGAUUACUUCGUCAAAAAACAAAAUAU
Molecule: messenger RNA, 637 nt
Organism: Camponotus floridanus (Florida carpenter ant)
Lineage: Eukaryota; Metazoa; Arthropoda; Insecta; Hymenoptera; Formicidae
Gene: Mpc1
Product: mitochondrial pyruvate carrier 1
Exons: 3
Coding region: 286-597 (103 amino acids)
Biological process (GO): pyruvate import into mitochondria
Cellular component (GO): mitochondrial inner membrane
Source: RefSeq, a predicted model, not a curated record